AUGGUGUUGUAUAAUCUGUGCUCUUGCUAUACCGUCAGGAAGUAUUCCGAUGAUCCACUACAAGUGAUGCAGAUUGUCGUUAUUUUUGGUAUCGCAACUCUAUUGAUUUUCAAAUUCUUUCUGGCUAUUGAGAAAAAGCCAUCGUUGAGGAUUCUGUUUGAAACGGCAGAGGAGAACGUUUACUGUGCUUUCGACAAUGGAACUCCCAUGGAAAGAGCUGCAAUCGCAAAGACAACUCGUUAUUUGAGUAUUGGCUUUAAAAUAUUGUCUGGAUUGUACGUAUCUUCGCUGUUUGUUUUCGGUAUCUGGCCUGUAUUUGUUUAUUAUACGAGAAAUGAGUUGGUUCCGCUAUUUUUCUACGAAAUUCCAUACGUUAAUAUAAAUGAAAAUUCCGGAUACAUACUGACGCUGUUGUUUCAUGUUAAUAUUUAUUUAAUGGGAGUGUUGGGAACGAUUUUAUCAGACUACAUAUUUAUUUUUGUUGCAUUCCAAUCAAUGCUUUUAGUUGACUUAUUAAUAUUGAAUCUAAAACAAUUAGAUGAUAUGUUAAUUUCCGAAAACCGUGAAGCAAACCUGGAUGCAAUAGCAAAUCAAUGGAAAACUUGUAUGAAAUAUCAUCGAAUCACUACCGAUAUUGAAAAUAUAUUUGGACUCGCAUGUUUAGUGCAAGUAUUUUGCUGUGUCUUUACAAUAUGUGAUUCAAUGAUAGUUUUAGUUUUGACGGACUGGUAUGCGGCCUAUUGUUUUUUACUUGUAAUAUUUGUUGAACUUUCUCUUUAUUUUAUUUUGGGAAACUUAGUGGAGCUAAAGGUAGUUGAGAAAAACAUUUAG
Sabethes cyaneus is the source of this 831-nucleotide messenger RNA. RefSeq lists its product as uncharacterized. Gene Ontology annotation, molecular function: olfactory receptor activity; odorant binding. Lineage: Eukaryota; Metazoa; Arthropoda; Insecta; Diptera; Culicidae. The coding region runs from base 1 to 831 and encodes 276 amino acids. The record is from RefSeq and is a predicted model, not a curated record. The transcript is spliced from 3 exons. Gene Ontology annotation, cellular component: plasma membrane. Gene Ontology annotation, biological process: sensory perception of smell; detection of chemical stimulus involved in sensory perception of smell.